AUGGAGUCCGCGAUCGGGGUGCUGGUGUCCCAGUUCAAGGCAUACGCUGGCAGUGAUGGUUCCUCGGACACGCUGAGCAGAGAUGAGUUCCACAGACUGGUCAAGUCUGAGCUCCCAAAUUUUGUCAAGGUAAGGGCUACAGAUUUGACAAAUCAUGGACAUCAUUUAUUUAUUCAUUUAUAUUUAGCAUAUUUCUUUUAUUAUUAUUAUUGUGUGGUUUGGGUACAAAACUUGCCUUGUAGUUUCUGCUUAGAUGGAUCAAACAAACAUUAUGUAUACCUGUGCUUCUUUGUUUGAAUGAAGUAGUUACAAGGUGAAGAUUAUGUUUUGAUAAAGAACCAUAUACUGCAUGCUGAGUAUGAAAGUUUCAUAUAAAAGCUUAAUGGGUAAUGAGAGUAAACAGAACCAGCAAUGCAGCCUGACUGCUUGAACAAGAGAGGCUGGAUUUGACCAAAUGAACAACCUUAGGAGAAGGUGCACCUAAGGGUAGUCUUUAAAAUGUGAUAAAAAAGGAUUAACAUUGCUGAUUCAGGGUUUUCAAAUUCAACCUCCUAAGCAUGUCUGGAGUUUUGGCAGGUGUAUUCUUAACAUCCAGGUCAAAUUGCAGCAGGAUACAAUUGUCCUUUAAUAAUAUAAAGACAUGAUACAAUGCUAUCCUCCAUUCAAAGCAUCUAUAGAUGGCAACACAAGACAAAUUUUCACUCUGCUUCAGAGCUGACUGGUGGUUUAAAAGUAGAGGGUAGAAUACUACCAGCUUUUUCUGCUGGUUUUGUUGAAUAAUGCUGUGCCUGGAAGAACCACCUCCUACUAGAACUGAGAUUAAAAAAUUAUAUUUACUAUCAAUCACUUUGUUUACCAUGCAAAAAUCCUCCGUCAUGAGAGGGGAUAGUUACAGCAACGGCUAUCAUCUGGAUGCCACAUUGACCCGUUUAACUGUGACCGUAUAAUUAAAUGUUAGUCACAUUUGUGUUCAGGGAUACUUCAGCUCUGAUGCACGGGCGUUGUACAAUACAUGUGGUCUCUGUGUACUUCUGCUCCAAAUAACAACUUGAAAAGAACAUUUGAAAGAACUCUUCCCUCUUUCCUCUCCCGCCUGUGAAUUUGACCAGGAAUGAGAGGUUACACCUCAUGUUGGGACAGGAAAUCUCUUCACAUUUAAUGCAUUCCACAAAAACAAUGGAUUUGUCAUCAUGGAGGAGUUGCCACCCUUCAGAGAGCUCUGUGUCUCUUUAGUCCUUUUUCAUUAGAUGAAGCUGUGUUGUUUGUACUUUACAUCUGGACCAGAGAACAAUGGCAAAACUAGUAGUUCCUGAGGCCCAGCUCCAAAAAAUACAGGUCUGCCUUUUCCAAGUGUGGAAAUUUCCAUGUGUUCCUCUCUGAAUGAAAACUUGGACUCAUCACUUUGGUCACUAGAUGGCGACAGAGCCACAGAUGCUUGUGCCAAACCAACUCGGCUGAUGUUGCUUCAAUAUUUAACUUGUGGAUGUGCCAGUGGUGUCAGUUUGUUUCUGCCACCCCAACACCAAAUACAUCAUACUUUCUGCACAUUUUUCUCAGCAUUUGAUGUUUUAUCUUCCUGUUUUCCUGCAGAACUCUGGUAACCCGACUGCCAUUGACCAGCUAAUGAGCUCAUUGGAUAAGAACAAUGAUGGAGAGCUCAACUUCCUGGAGUUCUGGCAGCUGAUUGGGCAUCUUGCGAGCAGACAUGGGGGGUUCAGCCAAUAG
Molecule: messenger RNA, 1725 nt
Organism: Xyrichtys novacula (pearly razorfish)
Lineage: Eukaryota; Metazoa; Chordata; Actinopteri; Labriformes; Labridae
Source: the annotation of a GenBank genome assembly